This is a messenger RNA of Ornithorhynchus anatinus (platypus), 1010 nucleotides long. It is a transcript of the gene PHF5A, whose product is annotated as PHD finger protein 5A. The record is from RefSeq and is a predicted model, not a curated record. Lineage: Eukaryota; Metazoa; Chordata; Mammalia; Monotremata; Ornithorhynchidae. Gene Ontology annotation, cellular component: U2 snRNP; U12-type spliceosomal complex; precatalytic spliceosome. Gene Ontology annotation, biological process: mRNA splicing, via spliceosome. The transcript has 4 exons. The coding region runs from base 44 to 376 and encodes 110 amino acids.
UCGGGCGGGGUGAAAGGUCAAGGGGGGCGCGGGAAGGAGGGAAAUGGCCAAGCAUCAUCCAGAUCUGAUCUUCUGCCGCAAGCAGGCCGGCGUCGCCAUCGGGAGACUGUGCGAGAAAUGUGACGGGAAAUGCGUGAUCUGCGACUCUUACGUGCGUCCCUGCACGCUGGUGCGGAUCUGUGACGAGUGUAACUAUGGCUCCUACCAGGGACGUUGUGUCAUCUGCGGGGGCCCCGGCGUCUCCGAUGCCUACUACUGCAAGGAGUGCACCAUCCAGGAGAAGGAUCGAGACGGCUGCCCCAAGAUCGUCAACCUGGGCAGCUCCAAGACCGAUCUCUUCUAUGAGCGGAAAAAGUACGGGUUCAAGAAGAGGUGAUUGGUUGGAGAUUUCGUCCGCCCCCUUCCCGUCCCCAUCUCACUGCUGCAGCUGCCGGAGAAGAAACGCCCUCCCCCCCCACCAGCCAAGAGAAACCGAGCCCUGCCUAGCGCCACGUUUCUUAGCUAUGGGCAUUGGGCCUCUCUUCCUCCCCCUCCCAAAAUUUGGCGGGGGAGGAAAAGUGUCACUGACCUGAAAUUCGGGGAAAACGUGUCACCCAGGAAAACCACUUGAAAUGUAUGUCCCAUCUCAGGUGAGGAGCUAGAGUCCGUCCGUCCGCCGCGUUGGAGGUGGUCCCUGCUCGACGGGCAGGACGGUUUAGCCCCUCCCAGGCUAGUAGCCGGGGGGUGGGUGUUAGGGUCUUCACCUUGUCUCCCCCACCGCCUCCGUAGAGAGCCGGGCGCGUACGUUUCCCCCACCCCCGAGAAUCUCCUUGAUGCAGCGUUUUGAAUGGGGCGGGGAGAGAUGUGUCAGAACAGUAAUAGUGGGUAUAUUAAAUGUCAUAACAGCCAGGAGGUGUGGGGUGAUGAUCAUUCUUGUUUUUAUUCCUCUGAUGAAGAAAGACUUAAGAUCCUUUGUGUAGCUGCAGUGUGUGAGUUUAAUAAAGGUUUUUCUUGGUGGUUCUUUUCUACUA